AUGAUGGAUUCCCAAGAGGCCACACUAAAGAAGCUUAGUCAAGGUUCUCGUCGUGAUCUAAGCUUAAUUCCUGAAGACUGUGCGAAGACAACUGAAAGUUUUACCUUGACAAGGAUUACACAAGAUGACGAGGCAGUGAUGAUAAAUGCUGAUUGUUCGACUCAUUCUUUAGAGGGUUCUAGUGAUAUUCCAUCCAUGGGAACCUCGAAAGAGCAAUGGAGCAGGAAUGUGUCCGUUCUUUACUUGUUUUCCAGGUAUAAGAGUUCUCAAAAUGCUGUAAGCUCUCCUGAUGAGGAAACAAUGGUGAAAAAAGACAGUUGUUCGUCUGCCAGUAUUUUUGAGCCAUAG
Messenger RNA from Ilex paraguariensis (yerba mate), 348 nucleotides. The record is from the annotation of a GenBank genome assembly. Lineage: Eukaryota; Viridiplantae; Streptophyta; Magnoliopsida; Aquifoliales; Aquifoliaceae.